AUGACAAAUAAUCAAGAAAAAAUUAUGGAAAUUGAAAGGAAAAUAAAAAAGUACCUUAAAGAAAGAUAUGGAAACUACGAACUUCUUGCUUAUCAAGUUGCUUUUCUUGAUGGACUUAGAAUUUUAGAAAGAAACCAAGAAAAUAAUUUAGAGGGUACCGGAUUCCCUCCUUAUU
Racocetra persica is the source of this 175-nucleotide messenger RNA. The record is from the annotation of a GenBank genome assembly. NCBI's taxonomy places the organism in Eukaryota, Fungi, Glomeromycota, Glomeromycetes, Diversisporales, Gigasporaceae.